AUGAUGCUCAAUUCAGAUCAGACGGAAAUCGACCUGCAGCCCACGCACUCCGAGACGGAGUCGGUCUUCAGUGACUGUGGCGGAGGCCGAACGCUCAGCAUUGAAGACGGAGGCAGCCUCGGCCUGUGCAGCCAGCCCCGUGCGGCUGAGUCCGGCGACACCGUGAAGAAAGACCUGCAGCAUCUCAGCCGAGAAGAGCGGCGGCGACGGAGGCGGGCCACAGCAAAGUACAGGACGGCACACGCCACGCGAGAGCGCAUCCGCGUCGAGGCCUUCAACAUGGCCUUCGCGGAGCUGCGCAAGCUCCUGCCCACGCUCCCCCCGGACAAGAAGCUGUCCAAGAUCGAGAUCCUGCGGCUUGCAAUCUGCUACAUUUCGUACCUGAACCACGUCCUUGAUGUCUGA
Varanus komodoensis (Komodo dragon) is the source of this 405-nucleotide messenger RNA. RefSeq names its product nescient helix-loop-helix 1 (gene NHLH1). The transcript has a single exon. The coding region runs from base 1 to 405 and encodes 134 amino acids. NCBI's taxonomy places the organism in Eukaryota, Metazoa, Chordata, Lepidosauria, Squamata, Varanidae. The record is from RefSeq and is a predicted model, not a curated record. Gene Ontology annotation, molecular function: DNA-binding transcription factor activity, RNA polymerase II-specific; RNA polymerase II cis-regulatory region sequence-specific DNA binding; protein dimerization activity. Gene Ontology annotation, biological process: regulation of transcription by RNA polymerase II.